Rhizopus microsporus ATCC 52813 is the source of this 1961-nucleotide messenger RNA. RefSeq lists its product as uncharacterized. The record is from RefSeq and is a predicted model, not a curated record. The coding region runs from base 104 to 1837 and encodes 577 amino acids. The transcript has 3 exons. Lineage: Eukaryota; Fungi; Mucoromycota; Mucoromycetes; Mucorales; Rhizopodaceae.
AUUGUCCUUGUUCUCUCCCUUCCUCUCUCUCUCCUUCUUUCUUUGACUGUUUCUUUUCUUUUCUUUUUUUUUCUUUUUCUGUCUUUCUCCCUUCUUUUUCUUCAUGUACUUUAUUAUUAAGCUUUAUUUAUUGUUCAUAUUUUAUUAUUGCUCUACAUUAGCCUAUGAUUCAGAUAAUAACAGCAACAAUGAUCAGGACAUUACACAAUACUCAACUGAAGAAGCACCACAAGCACAAGGCGUUUUCGACUAUAAAAAGAUAUUUACAAAACCACCCAACAUUACCAACAUAAAUAAUGUUCAACUUAAAGUGUUUUGCGAGAUUGACACUGCUUUUUGUGUCAAGGUGAAUCAAGCCUUCAUCAAUGCAGCCACUCAAUUGACUCAAGUUGUUUUAUUACAAAAUGCAAUUACAUUUCAAGCUUCAUAUUACAGUUUUUGCAUCAGACAUUGUUCUAAUUAUACCUAUGGCUGGGGAGUACCCAGUUCACAGUUUAAUUUAUUGUCAUUAAGCACAGCAGACGAUAAUUUUAUUUAUCCACAAUCUUUAGCAAAGCAACUUGCCCAGGUCACCAACAGCUCACAUUGGGCAUCUGAUUAUGACGUCUCUAUCGAUAUUAAUCACGAUAUCUAUAUGAAUGGUAUAGUGGAUGACAGCAAUUGGAACGGCACAGGCGUGCCGUCUAUUGGAGGAUAUUACUUUAGGAACGAUUCAUCAAUCUAUGAUAAUCAAGUCGAUAUCGAAUACGUCAUUUUGCACCAGAUGGUACAUGGCCUUGGCAUGAUCAGUUCAUGGGCACCAUACUUUUAUGAUAGUGCCUCACCCUUUCAUCUGCUGUUGAAGGAUAUGGUCGAGUCGGAAGACAAUCUGAAGUUGAUAACACCCAAUCCAUACUGGACAGUCAACCAUGAUGGUGGACCUGUGUAUAUAUCCAAGUUUCAAUACAACUUAAUCUUUGACAGGUUCUUGACCCUUCGAUAUCCAGAGACCAACAUCACAGACGCGCUAUGGGAGGUUGGAUUUGACAUGCAAUCAUUUUGUAUGCCUGAAGAUGAAGCUUUUAUUGUCAAUUUUAUAGAGACAUUUUUGAGCAAUGACACAGUGGCAGAGAAGGCUGCGGAUAUGUUUACAGCCAUGUCAACACCACAGACACUUCGAUUUGAUUUCACUAAUCUAACAUAUCCUCAAAGCGUGUUCAACAAGGAUCCUUAUCUUAAUCAAACCUAUCGAUACAUGCAGCUUUAUACAGGAUCCAAUGCGACUCUCAACAAGGGAGAUUACUAUAGACCUGGUAUUUGGCAUGCGCACUUGGAUGAUGCAUACAUUGGUACACCUGAUUUUUUGAUGACUCGUGAAUAUAAGUUGGGCAAAAGUUUAUCAUCCUUGGUAAAUGAUGCCUAUGCAAACAUUUCAAUCAAGUACAAUAUGACACGGCCUGUCAAUGUCACGACAACAUCUGUUCAUAAUGUGACAACGGUGGUGAACGGUACGAAUCAUACAGUGUCUGUAAACAGUACAUCGAACAAGACGAUGCAACAAGAAGUAACCUUACUCUAUAAAUCGCCGAUUGGGCCUGGUAUCUUGAGAAUCUUGGAAGCACUUGGAUAUAGCACCGUACUGACCAAUACGAAUUACACGGCAGCUGUGAUAAAAACAAAUAGGACGAGCGGAACAUGUGAAUCAGAUAGUAAUAAUGUGCCUACACAAUCUGAUGAUUCAACUCAAAUGAACGGUGCGAUGUAUAGUUCUAAUAUGAAUGAUGCCAUGAGUAAUAUUGAUCUCAAUCUGGUGUUGAUUCAUUUAUGUAUAAUGACUAUUACAUUCAUUGUGUUUUAGUCAAGUAUACAUCUUGUUGUUGUAUAUAAACGAUACAUGUAAAUACAUUUAAAGGGGAAUACAUUAUUUAUCAUUUGUAUGUAUGUAAAUAAGUUAUAGAAUAAAAAGGAGAAAUCAAAAUGCA